CUUUCUCCUCCAGCUGAAGCAGAAAGACAGUCUUCUUCACCCUCAUCACCAGACAUCAUGACGUCCAUGAUGAUGCGAAGCUCCAGGUCCAUGGGUGGCGGCGCCUACAGGGCCAGCGCCGGCUCCAUGCACGGAGGUGCUGGUGGCAGCAGUGUCCGUAUCUCCUCUGGCGGCUCCUCCAUGUCCAUGUAUGGUGGCGGCGGCGGUGGAAGCGGUGGAGCGUCCUACAGCUUCAGCUACGGCGGUGGAGGUGGUGGCGGCGGCGGGUUUGGCGGGUUCGGCGCUGGCGGCGGCGGCGGCGCCGACAGCAUGGACAUCUCGGCCAACGAGAAGGCCACCAUGCAGAACCUGAACGACCGUCUGGCCACGUACCUGGAGAAGGUCCGCAAGCUGGAGGCGGCCAACGCCGAGCUGGAGCUGAAGAUCAGGCAGUUCCUGGAGAGCAAGACCGCCCCCUCCUCCAGAGACUACAGCGUCUUCUACGUCACCAUCGCAGAGCUGCAGGGAAAGAUCCAGGACGCCACCAAAGUCAACGGUGGCAUCUACCUCGCCAUUGACAACGCCAAGCUGGCCGCCGACGACUUCAGGCUCAAGUUCGAGAACGAGCUGGCCAUGCGUCAGUCGGUGGAGGCCGACAUCGCCGGGCUGAGGAGGGUUCUGGACGAGCUGACUCUGGCCAGGACCGACCUGGAGAUGCAGAUCGAGGGUCUGAGGGAGGAGCUGAUCUUCCUCAAGAAGAACCACGAGGAGGAGCUGCUGGCCAUGCGAGCUCAGAUGAGCGGACAGGUGAACGUGGAGGUGGACGCCGCUCCUCAGGAGGACCUCAACAAAGUCCUGGAGGAGAUGAGAGAGUACUACGAGUCCGUCACCGCCAAGAGCCGCAAAGACCUGGAGGCCUGGUUCCAGGCCAAGUCAGAAACACUAAACAAAGAAGUCGCCGCCAGCACAGAAACCAUCCAGACGUCCAAGUCAGAGCUCACAGAGAUCAAACGGACGCUGCAGGGCCUGGAGAUCGAGCUGCAGUCACAGCUCAGCAUGAAAGCCGGUCUGGAGGGAACCCUGGCUGAGACUCAGAGCCGGUACGCCAUGCAGCUGGCCGGUUACCAGAACCAGGUAGCCAUGCUGGAGGAGCAGCUGGUGCAGCUGAGGGCCGACCUGGAGAGGCAGGGACAGGAGUACCAGAUGCUGCUGGACAUCAAGACCAGACUGGAGAUGGAGAUCGCCGAGUACAGGAGGCUGCUGGACGGAGAGGGCGGCGGCAGCAUCUCCGCCUCCUCCUCCUCCUUCUCCUCCUCCGCCACCUCCAACUCCACCUCCAACUCCGCCUCCAACUCCGCCUCCUCCACCACCACCACCAAACAGAAAGUCAUCACAGUCAUAGAGGAGAUCGUGGACGGAAAGGUGGUGAGCUCCACAGAGACCGUCAGCUCCAGCGAGUGAGCACCAACUGCUCUCACUGCACUCUCACAAAAAAUAAAAGUCUGCUGAGGUGCUUCAAAAUAAAAGCUUGUCA
This is a messenger RNA of Seriola aureovittata, 1513 nucleotides long. Its product is annotated as keratin, type I cytoskeletal 13-like. Bases 58 to 1440 code for a protein of 460 amino acids. The transcript has 7 exons. Gene Ontology annotation, molecular function: structural molecule activity. Lineage: Eukaryota; Metazoa; Chordata; Actinopteri; Carangiformes; Carangidae. The record is from RefSeq and is a predicted model, not a curated record.